AUGUCCCGACUAGCCUACUCUCGAGUAUGGCAUCACGUAUCGGCCAAAGCCCCUCAUGCCGGGCUCACCACAAAGAAGGCCGUCGCCGCUGUCGCUGCCGCUGCCGCCACGGGCACCGCCCCAACCACACCCCUAACCACAACGACGAAGCCGGCCAACCCGCCCGCGGGUGCGACCGCCCCCCCGGCCGACGACAUCACGCCGCCCUCGCUCGGCCGUCUGGCCUCGCGCAUCGCCGUGCUGCUCAUGGGCAAGCACAAGCCGACGUUUGACCCGUCGACCGACUGCGGCGACUACGUCGUGGUGACCAACUGCGCGGCGCUGUACACGACGGGCAACAAGAAGUGGCGCAAGACGUACUACCGCCACAACACGCGCCCGGGCAGCCUGCGCGCCGUCACCAUGGACGUGCUCAUGGAGAAGCACGGCGGCAGCGAGGUCCUGCGCAAGGCCGUCAGCGGCAUGCUGCCCAAGAACAGGCUCCGCGACAAGCGCCUCGCCCGCCUCAAGGCGUUCGAGGGCGACGCUCACCCGUACAGGGAGAACCUGGUGCGCUUUGGCGGCGUGCCCGUCGGGGAGCGCGGCUGGGAGGCCGUGGUGGAGAGCAUACGCGAGACGGACAAGGAGAGAUUAUGA
Akanthomyces muscarius is the source of this 636-nucleotide messenger RNA. RefSeq lists its product as uncharacterized. Gene Ontology annotation, cellular component: mitochondrial large ribosomal subunit; ribosome. The record is from RefSeq and is a predicted model, not a curated record. Gene Ontology annotation, biological process: negative regulation of translation; translation. Bases 1 to 636 code for a protein of 211 amino acids. Gene Ontology annotation, molecular function: structural constituent of ribosome; mRNA binding. The transcript is spliced from 2 exons. NCBI's taxonomy places the organism in Eukaryota, Fungi, Ascomycota, Sordariomycetes, Hypocreales, Cordycipitaceae.